AUAGCAGCAGAUAAUAUAUUCCAAAUUAGAAAGGCACUAGUGUACGACAAAUUCAUUUAUGUAUUUAUAAUAUUAUAAUAGAAAUGUAUCAAAAAAAUUAAAAAUAUUGUCACUUCAAACAUUUUGGAAUUAAGUAUUAUCUCUAUAUUUUAAAAGAAUAUUUAAAAUUCAGUACAAGUUUGAGGUUAUAAAGGUUAGAAAGUGACAGCAUUUAAAAAACAAUAUUGCUACAUAUAUUUUUAACAAUAUAAGAUUAAAAAAGUUACUGUAAAAAUGCAACUGUAUAGAAAUAUCUCGAAAUCGUUGUUGUCAUAUGUUGAAUAUCCUGAUCGUAACAGGCUCAGAGUUGUGCCAAGAGUGCCUAUACUUCCACCUCAAACAGCACCUUAUCGAAUGCAAAAGAAAUUGAGAUUAAUGCGUGGUCCAGAGGAAUAUCACAAUACCCUUUUACAUAAACAAUAUGGCAUAGUAGCGACAAGUGGUGGCAGAUUCAGAUACCAGAAUUUCGAAAUGAUCCGUAUGACAAUUUUAAGAAAUGUAGACUAUGAUAAAAUAUUUGCAAUUUGGAGAAUACCUACACCUUGGCAACCUAUCACUAAGAAGGCUCAAGGAACGCGAAUGGGUUCUGGAAAAGGAUCCAUAGAUCAUUAUGUUACUCCAGUAAAACCAGGACAAAUUAUCAUAGAAGUUGGCGGUCCCAUAGAAUAUUUCGAGGUGAAACCUGUAUUAAUAAAUAUUGCGAAAAGGCUACCUUGCCAUGCUAUGGCAGUUAGUCAAGAAUUAAUGGAUAAAAUGGCAGAGGAGAAGAAAACAAUGAAGGAGACAAAUCUAAAUCCAUGGACUUGGAAAUAUAUCAUUCAGAACAACAUGCUUGGCUGCCACAAAUGGAUCUCAAAAUAUGACAGGAGAUGGUUUAAUGAAUAUCUUUAAUUUAAAAUGUAUAUACUGUUUAAAGCAAUUAAAUGUCAGUCUGAUUUUUAUAGAUAAUUCUCAUAUUCAUUUAUCAGUCUCAAUUACUAUCUUAAACUUCAUUUUCAUUGUUAUAAUACAAAUGACACGUCAAUACCUCAUGUUUAUAGGAUUCCUAUUUACUCGAUCAUGGCAAUAAAAUCAUUGAUAGCUGUCUAUAUGAACAAAUAAAAAAUCAUAAUAUACAAA
Molecule: messenger RNA, 1158 nt
Organism: Heterotrigona itama
Lineage: Eukaryota; Metazoa; Arthropoda; Insecta; Hymenoptera; Apidae
Source: the annotation of a GenBank genome assembly